GCUCUCUGAAAAGAGGGUUGGCCACCCAGCACAGCACAACACGGAACAUGAGUCAGGUAACAGUAACAGAACGUUGCUUCUGAGCUCCCGUGAAUUUUGGACACGCACCGACUCAGUUUGGGAGGCAGGGAGUGACAAACCUAUUUCUCUGAAAGGGAUUUUGCUGUACUCCCAUGUCUAUUUUAAAAACCUUAUAGACGUUUUAAGUUUCACGUUUUCGUGUGUCUGCUGCACUGAUGUGACGAGUUUGGCGUUUCACAAGCGGAUAAAACGCUCAGGUGUUUGUUUUCCAUAGGUGGAUUUUCUGCCUUUUUAAAAAACCAUUCCUAAGUAGAGCAACGACCGGAGGCUUUCCCCUGCGGUAUAUUUCUUUAUUGCAAAACUCUUGUUAAAACACGUCAGUGUUUUUCUUGCUUUCGUUUUUAAAUAUUUAAUUUCUAACCACCGACAACGCCGAGUGGCCACGUUGGAACAAACAGAUUGAAGAUGGACGAGGCAGAGAAGUACCAACAGAGACUGCAGGCGAUCACUGAGAAGCGUCGUCUGCAGGAGGAACAGGAGAGGGCAAAGAGGGAGAUGGAGGAGGAGAGGCUGAGGCUACAGCAGCUCAAGAGGAAGUCUCUUAGAGACCAGUGGCUGAUGGACGGCCCCUCUUCCCCCACAUCCUCAGAGCCUCGUUCCCCGCUGUGGGGCUCCCAGGCCCAGGAGAUGGAGCAAUGCAUAGACAAGUUGCAGACAGAGAGUCAACGGUUAGCGGAGGAGGAGGAGAAACUGGAGCAGCAGAUGGAAGAUGGCCGAGCUAAUGCAGCGGUGGUGGUGGAGGCUACAGCAGAAGCAGACCAAGCAGUUAUCUUGGAGAAUGGACAGGAAGAAGUAGAGGCUGAAUCCGUUUUAGGAACAGUUGAGGCAGCACUAUUGGAACGAGCGGAGAUCCUCACCAAUGGGAGAGGAGAGGGGGAGGGGCAAGCUGCAACCCACAAUGCAUCAGAGGAGGGCGUACUGCACAACAGCACCAACGGUCCAGUGACGGUCGUCCCUGAAGAUGGUGCCAUUACCAUGACGUUCCUGGGGUUCACGGAGGCGGAGCCAGGCGAGGCUCCGGUAAUCGAGGAAGGAGGACUGAUCAUGAUGCGAGCGGAGCGAGUGAUUGUCAAUGACGAGGGAGACGAGCUGGCAAAUGAUCUUUCCUCUAUGGGUCAGGAACAGGAAGUAGACUCGGCCGCGUCCAAUCAGAGGUCAGAAUCUCCUGAGGAAGGAGGAAUUGAUGAGGCGAAACCAGAGACAACUCCUGAAGAGUCCUCAGAAGUAGCAAAAGAGACUGAGACAGAGGCAGACACAGUAUCCGGAGGUUUAGGAGAAGGACAGAUGGACACUGUAACUAGAGAUUUAGGAGAAGGACAGAUGGACACAGUAACCGGAGAUUUUGGAGAAGGACAGAUGGACACAGUAAUAGAAGAUUUAGGAGAAAGACAGAUGGAGGGUGUGGGAAACAGUGGUGGAGAGGAAGAGGCACAGCCAGUAGAGGAAGCUCCUGUGUCUGACUUGCAGGCCCCAGAUGGCGUUGUGGCUGCCAUUCCCGUCUACUCUGAGACCUUACUCACCCCCAGGCCCGACGCAGAGGGAGAGGCUGCAGGCGAGCCGGCAGAGGGCGAUGUGGAAGUGAAGACUGAAGUGGAAGUCAAGGGGGAAGAGGAGGCUUCGGUGGCCCCAGAAUCAGCCAUCCUCCCUGGGGGCCAGUUCCUGGAGGUGUCCCUAGUGGAGCCCCGGACUGAGCCAGAGCAGGAGCCCCUGCUGUUCCCAUCCAAGGCCCAGACCCUGGCCUUGGGGGAGCAGGCUCCAGCCGCCCCAGAGACACUGACCGCUACCAGGGGAGAGGCGGAGGGAGGGGUCGAUGUGGCUCCCAAACGCAAGACCUGCCAGUGCUGCUCUGUCAUGUGAUCAAUCAUUUCUUUCGCUCUCUAUCUCUCUACCAAAUUCUCCAAUGCUUUCUCUGUGUAAUACUACAAGAGGGACUUGAGUCUGCCUCUAACACUGUGAAUGAUGGGGGGGGUGGUAAGAUGGUGUUAUUACUGAAGUGCCUUGUGGAUCUCCUUCCCUAAGGGUAUAGCUCAGUUACCCAUCCAGAGGAACCUGGGUUUUGUUCAGUAGGGCGAAGUGCUUUGAAAUGAAAAUUCAAAACCAGUGUUUUUCUUAUUGGACCAGGUCCAGGUAGGCCCUCCCUGUUCGAGUCAGUUUUUUUUCUUUUGAUGAACACAACCCUGAUGAACACAACCCUGAUGAACACAACCCUGUCAGCCUUGGCUGUGUUACUGUUGUCUGGUAAUGAGAAUGAAAGACCAGUCUUGAUCUAUUAUGCUGUAUCUGUGUAUCCACCCUACUAGUCACACAGAAUCUGCUUUAAACUGACCUGUGCAGGCUGUGAUAAGAGUUCUGUUUGGGGGGGGGGGCUUAUGUGUGUUUUUAGUGAGUUAUUUUACAAGGGAAAUGCUUAUCGAAGGCCCUUAUCUUAUUUUGUCCAGUAGGUAUGUACAGUAGGUAUGUACAGUAGGUAUGUGUCAGAAAGGCCUGAGGGUUGAAUCAUGACCAGUACAGUAGGUAUGUGUCAGAAAGGCCUGAGGGUUGAAUCAUGACCAGUACAGUAGGUAUGUGUCAAAGGCCUGAGGGUUGAAUCAUGACCAGUACAGUAGGUAUGUGUCAAAAAGGCCUGUGGGUUGAAUCAUGACCAGUACAGUAGGUAUGUGUCAGAAAGGCCUGAGGGUUGAAUCAUGACCAGUACAGUAGGUAUGUGUCAAAGGCCUGAGGGUUGAAUCAUGACCAGUACAGUAGGUAUGUGUCAAAAAGGCCUGUGGGUUGAAUCAUGACCAGUACAGUAGGUAUGUGUCAAAAAAGCUUGUGGGUUGAAUCAUGACCACUACAGUAGGUAUGUGUCAGAAAGGCCUGUGGGUUGAAUCAUGACCAGUACAGUAGGUAUGUGUCAGAAAGGCCUGUGGGUUGAAUCAUGACCAGUACAGUAGGUAUGUGUCAGAAAUGAAACCCUAGUCCUAACAAAGUGCUCUACUGUUGACCAGGGUCUAUGGUCUCUGGUUGAAAGUAGGUCACUGAGUGUACAAAAUAUUAGGAACACCUGCUCUUUCCAUGACAGACUGACCAGGUGAAAGCUAUGAUCCCUUAUUGAUGUCACUUGUUAAAUCCACUUGCACAUGGAUUGUGCAUGUGUGCCAUUGAGGGUCAAUGGGCAAUCAACAUAUUGAAAUGCCUUUGAACAGGGUUUGGUAACAGGUGUCAGGCGCACCGGUUUCAGUGUCAAGAUCUGCAACAGCUUUCUGUGUGGAUUAAGAAAGGACCACCACUCAAAGGACAUCCAACCAACUUGACACAACUGUGGGAAGCAUUGGAGUCAACAUUUCUGAAUCUUAUUUUGGUCCAUUAUCAAUUGUUGAAGGGAAAGUAUGUUUUUAUAUCUAAAUUCUAUGCAUUUUAUUUUCUCGGUGUAUUUUCCAUUGAAUACAAACAGUGCUCUGACAUGUAUAUAGCCACCAUGAAAUCACGUGGGAGUGGGGGUUUAUGUAUAUCUUUCUUUCAACAGGAUACUUUUGAACUAUUCAAUAAUGGUUUAGUGAUUAAACUGACACUUGUGAAAUAUUA
This is a messenger RNA of Oncorhynchus kisutch (coho salmon), 3645 nucleotides long. RefSeq names its product paralemmin-3-like. The record is from RefSeq and is a predicted model, not a curated record. Gene Ontology annotation, cellular component: membrane. NCBI's taxonomy places the organism in Eukaryota, Metazoa, Chordata, Actinopteri, Salmoniformes, Salmonidae. The transcript has 8 exons. The coding region runs from base 487 to 1938 and encodes 483 amino acids. Gene Ontology annotation, biological process: regulation of cell shape.